Cottoperca gobio is the source of this 3491-nucleotide messenger RNA. RefSeq names its product oxysterol-binding protein-related protein 10-like. The transcript is spliced from 7 exons. Bases 118 to 1443 code for a protein of 441 amino acids. Gene Ontology annotation, cellular component: membrane; cytosol. The record is from RefSeq and is a predicted model, not a curated record. NCBI's taxonomy places the organism in Eukaryota, Metazoa, Chordata, Actinopteri, Perciformes, Bovichtidae. Gene Ontology annotation, molecular function: cholesterol binding.
AUGUCUCUCAGCCUCUCCUCACUCUGGCUCUGUCACCCUCCCCUUGGCUCUCUCUGUCACUUGCUGUGGUAGUAUCGGUGUUGGGACAUCACCCAGUCUCUCCCCUCAUCUCUCUGGAUGGUGGACAUGAAAUCCAGCAGGACUCCCAACAAGUCAGCAGAGGCUGUAUGUCGGCCCAACAACCAGGGACAGCAGCAGGGGCAGACCAGCAGCCCAGAAACUCUAGACCCCAGCAAUGAGACCACAGACACAGAGGACCACGAGGAGGAGGACCUGGGAGUUCUGGAUGACCAGCGAAGCAUCAUGCUUCACCUUCUGUCCCAGUUAAAACUUGGCAUGGACCUCACACGGGUGGUGCUCCCAACAUUCAUCCUGGAGAAGCGCUCUCUGCUAGAAAUGUACGCCAAUUUCAUGGCUCAUCCCGACAUGUUCCUCUCCAUCACCUCCGGCUGCACGCCAGAGGAGCGCAUGGUUCGCUUUGUGGAGUAUUACCUGACUGCCUUCCAUGAGGGCCGGAAGGGUGCUGUGGCCAAGAAGCCCUACAACCCUAUCCUGGGUGAGAACUUCCACUGUUCCUGGUAUGUGCCUCGGGACCGCAUUCGACCUCUCAGGACUAACAACUGUACUGGUCCCAACUCACCACCCACAACAACUUCUACCAUACUCGAGUCCCCACAGAGGGGGACGGAUGGUAGCAGCAGAAGAAACUCAGACUGCUAUCGUGUUCGUUUUGUGGCAGAGCAGGUGUCCCACCACCCACCCAUAUCAGGCUUCUACUGCGAGUGCAAGGAGAAGAGGAUGUGUGUCAACACUCAUGUCUGGACCAAGAGCAAGUUCAUGGGCAUGUCUGUUGGAGUCUCCAUGGUCGGGGAAGGUGUGCUGUAUUUGUUGGAGCAUGAUGAGGAGUAUGUGUUUACUCUGCCCUGUGCAUACGCCCGCUCCAUCCUGACUGUGCCAUGGGUGGAACUUGGGGGAAAGGUCACUAUUAACUGUACCAAGAGUGGGUACUCUGCCACUGUCACUUUCCACACCAAACCCUUCUAUGGAGGAAAAGUACACAGAGUAACAGCAGAGGUAAAGCACAACCAAACAGGAAACAUUGUGUGUAAGGCCCAGGGGGAGUGGAACGGGAUGCUAGAGUUCACCUACAGCAACGGGGACAACAAGGUGAUCGAUACCUCCAAGCAGCCAAUCAUCAAGAAGAAGAUCCAGCCUCUAGAGAGGCAGGGCCAGUAUGAGUCACGGCGUCUUUGGCAACAUGUUACAGUGUCGCUGAAGGCAGGAAAUAUGGACGCAGCCACAGAACACAAACGCUGCCUGGAAGAGAGGCAGCGUCGCGAGGCCAAACAGAGAGCCGCAACCCAAACCCCCUGGAAAGCCAAAUAUUUUAUUAAAGAGGGUGAAGGCUGGGUGUACCAGAACCCUCUGUGGAAAGCUCACUGAGCAGGGUGAUCUGACCGACAGAGACGUAAGGAGAGACGAACAAACAGAGAGGAAGACAGACAGACAGACAGAGAAAUAGCGAACGGAACAAGUGGUACCAAAAACAACCUGAGGAACAUGGAUAAACUUCCAGUCCUGUCCAAUCAGAAACAAGUUGGUUUGGCAGUGAGGUCAGCCAAUCUUGAGAUUACAGUGUUCAGGCAAUAUGGACACAAUGGGACAUUUUUUAAGACAAUAGAUCUAAACAAAUCCCUGUAAACAGCUCCUGCCCUGCUCACUUUUUGUUUGCACAUUGUCCUUAACAAUCGUGUUGGUGACAACUGUUUUGCACAAUUCACUGUACAAUAUAGUGUAAACAGUGUAAAAGUGUGUGCAAUGUGUGUGUGUUUUUUUAUGUUUAAGUGUAUGCUUGUAAGAAGGGAUAAAUAACUUAUUUAGCCACUUUGAAAAACAACCCUAUUUCAUAGAAUCCAGAGGGAACAGGGUCAAAUGUAGUCAGGCUAGUUUCAUUUGAUGUUGAAGCUGCAGAGCACUGAUCCUCUCUGUAAUGAAACUCAUUCAAACUUAAUAUGACAGGGAACAUUUUAGGGGAGAAAUGUUGUUUUAUCUGAUGUCAUAUUCAUUGGGUAAAGCAUCCUCAAAGUAUUGUACAUACUUAGGUCAUAUUGAGAUACACUUUUAUCAUCAUAACAUCUAAUAAAUCCUUCCAAUCAACCAUUAUGUGACUGUAGACAAUGGCUGGAAAGGAAAUUAAUCUGUGCCCGCUGAUUCCAGAUGAAUAUCUCAAUGGAAUUUUUAUUAUACUGCAGUUUGAUCCUAAAAUUGGAAAAAUGAUUUUGCUUUAAAUGAGUCAGUUCACCCAUAGUACUGUACAAAAAACAUCUCUCUCUUCCCUUGAGUGGUAACUCUCCAUUCAGGUAGAAUGGGUUUUAUUUGUCCAGGUUUUCAGAUCUUUGCCCUCUACCUAAAUACAACAGAGCUGACCUGAAUUUAGUUUGUGCUGAUAACAGCACAAAAAAACAUUUCACAUGACAUUUGUUUUUUUAUUUUAUUUUAUUCAUUGGAUUUGUGAAAGCUGACUCAAACAAUUUCAAGAUAUAAGACACGCUAGCUCGUGUAAUGAGCCUUGCCGUUUUAGUGCUAAAUGAAACAAUGUUAGCUUUUGCUGUAACUUUAGCUGUUUAGUUUGCCUAUUUAAAUAGCUUGUUGACUUUGAAUUCUGUGUGAUUAAAGGAAUUUAUUUCACUUUAUAUUUAAAUGUAUAUUUUGACUAGAGCUCCAUCUUUACUUUUCAAGUUUGAUGGUUUGUUAGUUUGGGUUGACCCCCUGCAAUUAUCUGGCUCCUCCUACCAAUGAGCUGCUCUACCUCUGACAAGGUGGGUCAAACCAAUACUCCAUCACCUCAUAAUAUAUCAGCUUUCUUUAACUUCCAACUUUUCCAUACUCUGUUCCUGAAACAGCUGCAUCUGACCAAAUAGGGCACAAGUAAUGGCUGAUAUGUAUGGGAAUGCCUGCUGAGUGUCUGCCAUUUGUAACUGAUAAGCACUGCAGUGCACUUUGUGCAUUUGUUUGUAGUGAGGUCAUCAGGCUUACUGCUCCAGCGUGGUGUGAAAUAGUUGUCCACUAGAUUAUAUUAGUAUGGCUCUUAUGGGAGUACCAGAUCAAAAUGGAUUAUUAGUGUACUUUAAAGUCAAUCUUUUGUAGAUCUAAGUUUGUGAAGUAGCUUGUAUUUUGAUCAUCAGCAUCUCAGCCCUAAAAUAGUUUUCUUUAUUCUCACUCAGUCGUAGAAAAAGUCGUAUUUCUAAAGUGAUUUAAAAAUAUCCAUUAAAUCAAGAUCACACUGGAGCAAGACACGUCCAUCCAAACAUCAUUUGUUUUAGUUUAUGUUCAUUGGAGAUGUCUCUAGUGGGAAGUACUACAUGAAGCUUCGACAGCCAAACAGCUUGUCCUCCAUCUGACCGUAUAGUCACCAAACCUAUGCAACACUUGACUGUAAACUCAGUCUCAGGUGGGGAGGGGGGGCUCUGUAUUUGUUUAAAAUAAAGAUC